CCGUUUGCCUUACCCGUCGCCGGGCACUUGGACAAUGGUAUGUGAGGCUAGGCAAAGCGGCAUGCUGUGGGCCCGGCGAUGGCCCAGUUCGCUGCCUCCAAUCAUGGGAUGAACCGGGACGGGCCGAAAGCGGGUAUAUUCCUUACAAGAAGGAAAAGGAAACUCCAGAGAGAAUUAGAGGCUCCUCGGUGUUCCUCCUUCUCCUCCUCAACAUGGAAUCCUCUGUUCCCUUCCCUUCCUUUUCGCGAUUCUCGUUCGAGUUCCGUUAGAUUUGGCUGGAUUCGAGUCCCGGGAAGCUCAAAGAUCGACGGAUCGCACUUCUACCGAAUGCGGCGAUUGGUCUCGUGGUGUUUAAAGUGAAACGGAGCAAUGUUGAUGGCGAUGAUGAGAGGAUUUAGGAGUCGGAUCCCAGCGCGGAUUUGAGGCCAGGGGUUUCUCGCUCGCGACGGGAGGAGUGAAUCGAUCUGAGGCGAUGGAGGCGGAGGACCUAAGGAGGUGGAUGCGGGACGCCGGGGUGGAUCUUUGGGCCUUGAUCGACACCGCCAUCUCGGUGGCCGCGGCGGAGCACCGGCAGGAGCUCCGCGCACGGAGGGAUGGGAUCGUGCAGCGGCUCUACGCUGCGGGAGACGCCGGGCGGUGCAGGAACUGCGGGUCGUCCGGCGGCGGCUCCGUGGUGCCGCGGCGGGAGGAGGCGAAGGGGAGCAGCAGCUCGGCGGAGAAGAGGGCGGCGGUGGGGGCGGCAUCCCCGCCGUCGCCUGAGUCGAUGAAUAGGACGGCGGCGGCGGCCGAGGAGGAAGAGCAGGAUGAUCAGAGGACCUAUGGCCGUUCGAUCGACGAAGAGCAGAGCAAAAUCCUGGGCAUCAAACGGUUUUUGGACGACCCCGAUCAGUCGGAAGAUUCUUUGGUUAGGCUGCUGCAGAACCUUGCGGACAUGGAUAUCACAUUCAGAGCUCUCAAGGAAACUGAUAUCGGAAGGCAUGUGAAUGGUCUUCGGAAGCAUCCCUCUAGUGAGGUCCGGCGAUUGGUGAAGCAACUUGUCAGGAAGUGGAAAGAUCUCGUGGACGAGUGGGUGACAUCGAAUUCCGCAUGCGACACCGCGUCUCCAGCAAUCAUCACUGAUGGAGACUCGCCACAGCAGAUCUCCGGAAAGAACAACCAGAACGGGCACCACGUUCCAGAAUUCGGAUACUCACCGAAUCCACACGCUGGCUACUUGAGCUCCGAGAGGAAUAGCUCGGAGUCCGUAGAACCAAAGGCGAAGUCCGCCAUUAAUCCGACGAAGACCAACAACACCUCCACCCACGCCCCAUCUUCUGCUUCUCCAGCUCACAAGUUGAAGGAACACAAGGACAGCUUGCUGGACCCGGAGAGGCUCGCUUCGGCGAGAAAAAGACUCCAUGAGAACUACCAGGAGGCUCAAAAUGCUAAAAAGCAGCGGACGAUCCAGGUGAUGGAUAUCCACCAGAUCCCAAAGCCCAAGAUCCCCCGGAAGGGCGGCUCCAUGUGGAAGCACUGACGCCAACAAGCUUUUACCUCCCAGUGGCUGUAAACUUCCUGUCUAAUUUCCUAUGGAGUUUUUGGAUUGCCAUUUACUCUCUCGUUAUACAUAUAGGAAGCACUGCAAGGAAUGCUUUUUCCUGUGCAUGAGUGGGGAUGGAAAAAGUCUGCUGUCUUUUGUUGAAUUGUAUAUUACUUGGAAAGACAGAUGGUCGGAAAAAAA
Musa acuminata subsp. malaccensis (wild Malaysian banana) is the source of this 1720-nucleotide messenger RNA. RefSeq names its product probable mediator of RNA polymerase II transcription subunit 26c. Lineage: Eukaryota; Viridiplantae; Streptophyta; Magnoliopsida; Zingiberales; Musaceae. The record is from RefSeq and is a predicted model, not a curated record. Gene Ontology annotation, cellular component: nucleus.